AUAAUACAUCCGUAUUAUUUGAGGAAUUAUUUUUUCAAAAAGGGUAUUAUCUAAUAUAUUUUUUUUAGAAAAAAAUAAAUUGGAAAAAACUCCGGUAGUUGGCAUCACUUCGCUUUGCUGACAGCAAAGCGGCCACUGCCACUGCUGCCCAUCCGGAGCGUCCGUCGUCCUUGCCAACCUUUAAAAUCCUCUCUCUCUUUCCUCUCCUUACUGAUUUAGUGAUUUUGUUUAAUCUGGUAAACCCUAGCUACCUCUCCGUUUUGGGUUGGGCAGUCUCAGAUGGCCAUCUCCUGUCAUUCUCCACCCAAAUUUGCCUCCUUCACUCCUCCAUCCAACCUAUACUUCUGCAACCCCAAUCCUCCUCCCUUCACCAUCUCUCUCUCUCUCUCUCACUCUCACUCCUUCCGAUGCAAUUCUUCGGUCCCCUCCACUACUCUCACCGCCGAACCCGAACCCGUGUUCACCUCCGUCAAGUCCUUUGCCCCGGCCACCGUCGCCAACCUCGGCCCUGGCUUCGACUUCUUGGGAUGUGCCGUCGACGGCAUCGGCGACUACGUCACCUUGCGCGUCGACCCCCAUGUUCACCCGGGAGAGAUCUCCAUAUCCGAUGUUGAGGGCGUCGGCAACUGCUCCAAGAAGCUUAGCAAGAAUCCUCUUUGGAACUGUGCCGGGAUCGCCGCCAUCGCCGUCAUGAAAAUGCUCGGCGUCCGAUCCGUGGGCCUUUCGCUAUCUCUCGAGAAGGGCUUGCCUUUGGGCAGCGGGCUUGGAUCGAGUGCUGCCAGCGCCGCGGCCGCCGCCGUCGCGGUUAACGAGAUUUUUGGCAGGAAAUUGGGAGUUUCCGAGCUCGUUCUCGCCGGACUCGAAUCGGAGGCGAAGGUGUCCGGUUACCACGCAGACAACGUGGCGCCGGCGAUCAUGGGUGGGUUCGUGUUGAUCCGGAGCUACGAUCCGCUGGAGCUGAUGCAGCUGAAGUUUCCGACGGAGAAGGAGCUGCUCUUCGUUCUGGUGAGCCCGGAAUUCGAAGCUCCAACAAAGAAAAUGCGGGCGGCGUUGCCAGCAGAGAUCGGGAUGUCGCACCACGUAUGGAACUGCAGCCAGGCGGGGGCGCUGGUGGCGGCGGUGCUGCAGGGGGAUUUGAGGGGGUUGGGAACGGCGCUAUCGUCGGAUAAGAUCGUGGAGCCGAGGAGGGCGCCAUUGAUUCCGGGAAUGGAGGCUGUGAAGAAAGCUGCAAUCGAGGCAGGGGCAUUUGGGUGUACGAUCAGCGGCUCCGGGCCGACGGCAGUGGCGGUGACGGAUGUCGAGGAGAGGGGGAAUGAGAUUGGAAGAGCAAUGGUGGAAGCAUUUAUGAAGGAGGGGAAUUUGAAGGCAUCGGCAAUGGUAAGAAAGCUGGAUCGUGUUGGUGCUCGGCUUGUAAGUAGCAUUCCCAGAUGAUGAUCAAAGCCAGAGAAAAGAAAGAAAGAUGAUCAAGCAAGCAAGCUGGCUCUGAUUUGAGUUGUUAGUAGCAUCCCAAGAUGUUUUGUUUGUUGUCCUUUUAAUGAUAAGUUGAAAUUUUGCUUGCUAA
Messenger RNA from Malania oleifera, 1561 nucleotides. RefSeq names its product homoserine kinase. Gene Ontology annotation, molecular function: homoserine kinase activity; ATP binding. The transcript has a single exon. Gene Ontology annotation, biological process: L-threonine metabolic process. The coding region runs from base 280 to 1431 and encodes 383 amino acids. NCBI's taxonomy places the organism in Eukaryota, Viridiplantae, Streptophyta, Magnoliopsida, Santalales, Ximeniaceae. The record is from RefSeq and is a predicted model, not a curated record.